Oryzias melastigma (Indian medaka) is the source of this 4226-nucleotide messenger RNA. RefSeq names its product NEDD4-like E3 ubiquitin-protein ligase WWP1. Gene Ontology annotation, biological process: ubiquitin-dependent protein catabolic process. Gene Ontology annotation, molecular function: protein binding; ubiquitin protein ligase activity. The record is from RefSeq and is a predicted model, not a curated record. NCBI's taxonomy places the organism in Eukaryota, Metazoa, Chordata, Actinopteri, Beloniformes, Adrianichthyidae. The transcript is spliced from 25 exons. The coding region runs from base 245 to 3136 and encodes 963 amino acids.
CAGCAGAAUUUGGGGUGGCGCGCGCAUGUCGCCACUGUUUUGCUGGUCGGAAGCGCACAGUUAGAGAUGGCAGCAGAGCCGUAGCAGACGGUGAGGCCUGCACGGUUCCCGACAACCGCUACGUGACGAGCAGGGAUUGUAAAUAAAGGAGCGAACGAGUUCCAGUGGCAUCAUGGGACACAGAGUGGGCUAAACCGGAGAGCCUAGCUAAACACAUCAAUUGCAUCCCACUGUGGUGUAUGACAUGGCCACGGCCUCAUCCAGAGCAGAGACUAACCAUAACCACAGACAUACAUCGCAGCUCCAUGCCAUCGUUUCCUGUGCCAAACUCAAACGGAAGAAGAGCCUGUUUGGGACCGCCAUUUACGUGGAGGUGACAGCGGAUGGAGAGUCACACCGCACGACAAAAUCUCACAGCUCCUCCAAUCCUAAAUGGGACGAGAGGCUCACGCUGAAUGUAACGCCACAUACACAAGUGGAAUUCAAAGUAUGGAGUCACCACACCCUGAAAGCAGAUGCUCUGCUGGGCAAAGCCAAACUGGAUCUAAUUCAGGCUUUGGAGCAGCAUGACAGAAAAUUGGAGAAUGUGAAGGAGGUGCUGAAGCUGAGUGUGGAGCAGAAAGGAGUCACGGUGCCUAUAGGGGAGCUGAUGGUGUACCUGGACGGGCUGAUCACCAGUUAUGAGGAAGUGCCACCUCUCACCAAUGGCAAUGCAUCAACUGCCCCUAGUGAGCUCAGUAUUUAUAUUAGAGAAGUCCAUCAGAAUGGCGACGCUGUCCAUGAAAACGGAGACUCCUCCUCAUCUUCGUCAAGGGCUGCUAACAGCACAAUGAAUGGAUCAGAGUUGGGCCCAAGGUCGGGUUCCUGUUCAGCCUCCAGCGGCGCAGAAGGUCAGGUGCCUUCCAGCUCCUGUAGCCCAGCACGUGAUCACGCAGUCAACGGAGACGCAACCUUUAACUCCACUCCAGUCCACCAGCCAUCAGACGGCGAGACACAAAGUAGAAUAGUAAAUGGGGAGUCCAGUGAGGCUGCUGUCAGGCAAACGUCCUCAGCAAGAACAGAUGUGCCCUCUACAGGCAGCCACGAGGACUGCGCUGGAGAGGCCGACUCGGCUGCAGCCCCGAACAGCACGUCGCCGUCUCUGCCAACUUCCGCGUCUCCUGUAGCCUCCGCUUCUGCCGCUGCUAAACCUGCAGACGGCACCGCCGCUGCUUCCACCACAUUGGCCUAUGCAACCCAAGGGACCAGCACCGCCACGACAUCCUCCAAUUCGUCCUCUUCCCCCCCGCCUACGGGAGAAGUGAAUGCUUCCGGAGCCGGGGGCAGCAACAGCAACAGCAACAGCAGCAGCAAUGCAACAACAACUGCAGACGGGGUCAAGCCCAGGCAGCCGGUCUCUAAUGCUGCAUCCUCUGAUCCUCUACCACCAGGUUGGGAGCAGAGAAAAGAUCCACAUGGGAGAACGUACUAUGUUGACCACAACACCAGGACUACCACAUGGGAGAGACCACAGCCACUACCGCCAGGAUGGGAGCGUCGCGUAGACGAACGGGGCCGGAUCUACUACGUGGACCACAACACCCGCACGACUACCUGGCAGCGUCCCACCAUGGAGUCGGUGCGCAACUUUGAGCAGUGGCAGAGCCAGCGCAGCCAGCUGCAGGGAGCUAUGCACCAGUUCAACCAGAGAUACCUCUACUCUGCAUCUAUGAUGACUGCUGAGAAUGAUCCACUUGGACCGUUACCUCCUGGCUGGGAGAGGCGCGUGGACUCCAAUGACAGAGUUUACUUUGUCAACCACAACACCAAGACCACACAGUGGGAAGACCCGCGAACUCAAGGGCUUCAAAAUGAGGACCCUCUGCCUGAAGGCUGGGAGAUCCGCUACACGCGGGAAGGAGUUCGCUACUUUGUGGAUCACAACACCCGAACCACCACUUUCAGCGACCCCCGCACUGGGAAGUCGUCGGUCACCAAAGGCCCUCAGAUUGCCUACGAGCGCAGCUUCCGGUGGAAACUCGCACAUUUCCGUUACCUGUGUCAGUCCAACGCCCUCCCCAGCCAUGUGAAGAUCAACGUCUCCAGGCAGACGCUGUUUGAAGACUCUUUUCAGCAAAUUAUGGCUCUCAAACCAUAUGACCUGAGGAGGAGGCUGUAUGUUAUUUUCAGAGGGGAGGAGGGGCUAGAUUACGGUGGCCUGGCUCGAGAAUGGUUUUUCCUCUUGUCCCAUGAAGUCCUGAACCCCAUGUACUGCCUGUUUGAGUACGCCGGCAAAAGCAACUACUGUCUGCAGAUCAACCCGGCCUCUGCCAUCAACCCCGACCACCUGUCCUACUUCUGCUUCAUCGGCCGCUUCAUAGCAAUGGCACUUUUCCAUGGGAAGUUCAUUGACACCGGCUUCUCUUUGCCGUUCUAUAAACGCAUGCUCAACAAGAAGCUGAUACUCAAAGACCUGGAGUCCAUCGACCCGGAAUUCUACAACUCCCUCAUUUGGAUCAGGGACAACGACAUCGAGGAAUGUGGGCUGGAGAUGUUUUUCUCCGUAGACAUGGAGAUCUUGGGGAAGAUCACGUCUCAUGACCUAAAACCUGAUGGUGCCAACAUCCAAGUGACUGAGGAGAACAAGGAGGAGUACAUCAGCCUGAUGGCAGAGUGGAGGUUCUCCCGCGGGGUUGAAGGUCAGACCAAGGCCUUCCUGGAUGGCUUUAACGAGGUCGUUCCCCUUCAGUGGCUGCAGUACUUUGAUGAGAAGGAGUUAGAGGUGAUGCUGUGUGGGAUGCAGGAGGUGGACCUGCAGGACUGGCAGAGAAACACAGUGUACCGUCACUACACCAGGAACAGCAAGCAGAUCAUCUGGUUCUGGCAGCUGGUGAAGGAGGUGGACAACGAGGUGCGACUGCGUCUCAUGCAGUUUGUCACUGGGACCUGCAGGCUUCCUCUGGGCGGCUUUGCUGAACUGAUGGGAAGCAACGGGCCUCAGAAGUUCUGUAUAGAGAAAGUGGGGAAAGACACGUGGCUUCCUCGGAGUCACACAUGUUUUAAUCGUCUCGAUUUGCCGCCCUACAAAAGCUACGAGCAGCUGAAGGAGAAGCUGCUGUUCGCCAUCGAGGAAACAGAGGGUUUCGGUCAAGAGUAGAAGCGCCGUCCGCUUCUGUUGAUCCACCGUCGCUGUUUAUUCAAGCGACAAAACAAAAAAACAAAACAAAAAAAAUUGCACAAAAUAACUACAAUGUACAUAAGCUAUUUUGUCAUGUUAAACCAAAUCCUAAUUUGCUGCACAAUUUUUGCCACAGUCCCAUUUCCCUUUCCUUAUAUAUUAUAUAACCCCCCCAGACACCCCCCCCCUCCAUUGAAAAUAUGCAAGCAUUUUAAUAUUGUGCUCUUCUAUCUAAAGACAGAAAUCAGUUUUAUUUUGAAGUUCUCCUGACUGGCUUUUAAAGUGUUUUGGAGAGGAUUUUAUAGUUGAAGCACAAUCUUCUUUUAAGGCUCUAGUUCUAUAGAGCUCCUUUAGGCCUACAUUUAGAUUUUAGGAUCUGGUGCCUGAAUUUAUUAUUUUUGGACCCAUAUUCAUUUUUGCAGUUGUUGCAUGCUGCCCCCGAAUGAUUGAAAGACUGCUGUGAACCCCCUCGACCACCACAAGCGCAUGCUAUAACAUCCAGCUGGACGGUUCAGGUUCUCCUGAUCCAAAAGCUUAAAGCCCAGUUCUCUCGAUGUGCAAAAGAACCGAGUUAACGGAAGAGCUCUCAUCCGUGGGGACUGGAAAGCUGUCUCCAUGCUGGAGGUUCCGGACAUCUGCUGCCUGCUUGCACACUGUGACGCAACAAGACCGAAAGGGCUUCUGGCUGGUACCUCAAGAAUGGCACCCCCUCAAAUAAAAAAAAAUAAAAAAAUGGUGUUUAUACGCUCAGUCAACCUUUGGGUCUCGUAUUCAUCUGCAGGUUGUCUCCAGAACUUUAGAGUCAUUUUGUCUGAAAAACAGUUCUCACUUCACAACAUGGAAGCGUUUUUUUUUUUUUCUUUACAAAACAAAAGUUGGCUCCAAAUUACGGAACCAACCAAAGAUAAUCUCUAAACCCCUCUCCUAAAUUCCCAUCAGGAUUCAAUCCUUUUGCCGGUCUCAGACUCUAAAAACUCUCCGUUUCUGAAGCUAACACAUGCCAGUGGAGAGGAACCUUUAAAAACGUCUGUGCUUCCUUUCCAGUCCCUCAUUCAAAAAAAAAAAAAAA